Mesorhabditis spiculigera is the source of this 2262-nucleotide messenger RNA. NCBI's taxonomy places the organism in Eukaryota, Metazoa, Nematoda, Chromadorea, Rhabditida, Rhabditidae. The record is from the annotation of a GenBank genome assembly.
AUGUCGACGAUCCCGGCACUAGUGCUGACCGGAAAACAUGGAAAACCGGUGCUAUGGACACGAAGCAUCGGCCUGCUUCCCAUGACGAAACAUUGCCAAAACGAGUCUCCGAAAUACCUCAACAACUACGUGUGGAUCGAGUUGAACCGGCACGGAAUUGCGUGUGGCAUGACGCCGGACGUCGAUGAUAUUUGUGGUAGCCUAUAUUUACAACACCGUGAGGAAGAGCUAUUGGUGUAUUCACAAGUGGUCAUUCCUUCUCCACGCCAAAUGGCCAAAAUUGGCUGGACCAGCCCAUCGAUACAUACGGGAUUCUUGGGACGCGUGCCGAUCAGCGAGGAGAUGCUCGUGGCCAUUUGGGAAAGCCCAGACUACGAGCCGGAGCCGGCGAUGAUGUUUCAUGGAUGGGUAAAGUGGCAACCGGAUACCGAAUCCUGGGCGGUGGAUGAGCCUCAAGAAUUCGAAGAACCAUGCCAAGACUGGAAUAGAGACAUGUUGAAUUGGCUGCCCUGGCUGCCGGCCUGGGGCGAGCCGCACGACACGGAAGGGAUAGUGAUUGCGAGGACCGACGCGAGCAUGUUCAUCUGUACAAAAUAUGGCAACGGCAUCAUCACGGUGGCCUGCGAGCGAAUCGGCCGGACUGUUCCGUAUUUGGGAUGUUAUGUGAAAUGCAGGAUUAGCUUUCUGGAAGGUGAGGAUAAGACGGGUCGAGUGAUCUGCUACGAAGUGCUACCGUUGCCGACGAAGACUAUACAUGUGUACCACAGCGGAAGAAAAGCUAUGCUUCGUGCCGUCGUCCAGGUAGAAAAAUUGGAGCCAGACGUCACUACGCUCUUCCACCCGAUUCUCGGAAAUUCUUUUGCCGAAUGUGGAAUUGUUAACGAUGUCCAAGUUGGCGACCUGGUUCAGGUGUUACUCCAUCAGACAAAGGAUCUGGACACCAACAAACCGUUUUUGAAGGUGCUGCAAUGUUACGGCGCCGUGCCGAUGGAAGAAUUUCUGGACGAGUUCAUGCCGCCGAAUAAAGAACCGGCCGCCCUCCACGCUGACGCCCCGUCCGACGUUGAGAUUUCCGAGAAACCGUCUGAGCUCUCGAAAGACGACACCGCAAUCGGGAAGCAGUACGGAUUUGUGGUCGAACGAACAGCCGAAUACACCACGAUCAUCUUGGACGAUGGACGGGAGAAUAACUGGACUAGGAACAACGGCUCCUCUAUCGAAGUCGGCGAUUUCGUCGAGGUGCUGCUCGAAAAUGGCAUUGACCGCGGAUACGUAUUGUCAGUCGAGUACAUAUGGAUGCCGCCGAAUUUUACGACUCUGCGGCGCGAGGCGAACCAGCCGACGGCCUUGUUUGAAGUGCCUGCCCAUGUCCUCAAUUUCAACGGCCUCUACGCCAUUUUCACUAACGACUACAUGCCCGAAGUACACGAUGUCAACAGGCUGUUGCGGAAAGAUAGUUUUCGGAAUGAGCAGGAAAUGAAGUCUUUCGAAUUCCGACUGGCCGUGGACUGGGCACAACUUCCCGACAAGUCGAAGUAUGCCUGGAACGUCCGACGCAUCGUUGUGGGCCCGCCUCGUAAAAUUGCAGCAAAGUUUCGACCACGGCCAGUUACGCCGCCCGCGGAGCCCGUAUACGCGUCGCAUCGGUGUACUUCUGCUCGCAAUGUGAUUGAUUUCGGGGAAUACCCCGCGCCGUCAUUGCCAUCGGACACGAACACUACCACGGGAUCUUGGCUUGAUGCUGCCACCACAAACCGGACAUCUUCCACAGAAGCCGCACAUCAAAAUGGCGUUAAAGGGGUGUGCAUUCGGCGCUGGGGCAAGUGGACAAUUGUGUGGCUGCGUGACGGUCGGCUGGCGCUCCUGGAUGCGGGCCAACUUCCGGUCGGCGCGUUCCUGCUAGCCGGUGUUCGGCAAUUCCCGGCGCCCGUCUUGGGGAAGCGCGAAUCGUACGAAUGGGAAGUCGAGGGCUUCCAGCACCUCGAGAAGCCGCCUUGUGUCAAAGUGCUCUCAGAGCCGGGCCAGUUUCUCUGCCCCUACGCGCGCUGCAAGGAGUAUCGAGCCUUCCCCCCUAGCACGCAACGUGUCGCCGUCUUGGUGGACGACUUUUUCGGGGAGAUUAUCGACAAGAGUGAUGUUUUAUCGGAGCCCGCGCCCGACGAAGAAAUCUCCGUUUCUAUCAAAGCUGUAGCGGCCGGCGAGAAGAAUAUCGAGUGGAUCGUGACGGCCGCCAUGGACUCAACUACGACUGAUUCGGCGUCG